GUCCGCUGGUGGCGGGCUAGCUCUUCGCUUCUCGUGGGUCUUGGCUCAGUGUCUAAUGGAGCUCUCUUACCAGACUCUCAAACUCACGCACCAGGCGCGGGAGGCGUGUGCGAUGAGAACAGAAGCACGACGAAAAAAUCUUCUCAUUUUGAUUUUGCAUUACUUAACACAAGAAGGUUAUAUGGAUGCAGCUAAUGCUUUGGAGGAGGAGUCUAAACUGGGAUUACGUCGCUUUGAAGUUUGUGACAACGUUGACCUGGAAACGAUUUUGAUGGAAUAUGAGAGCUAUUAUUUUGUAAAGUUCCAAAAGUACCCCAAAAUGAUCAAGAAGGCACCAGACACAGGAGAAAAAAAUUUACCGUCAAGAAGUGGAGGGAAAAGCAGAAGGGUGACAAAUGACAAUUGUAAAAAUCUUCCCAAGAUAUAUCAGCAGAAGUCACGACCCAAAACUUCAUCAGUGAAGACAGGGGACACCAAAGCUGUCAAGGAGCAUCCUAAACAGGAGAGUGUCAGUGACACUCAACCAGAGAACUCUGAGUUUGGCCUAAACAUAUCAAAAAUUCAUAAAGAUGUCCCAGAGGAAAAGGCCCACCCUCGAAGAGGCCAAAUCAUUGACUUCCGGGAGCUGCUCUCAGAUGCUAUCAAAGGAGCCACUAGUGACUUUGCCUUGAACACCUUUGAAUGUAACCCGGACCCAUCAGAACGCUUGCUGAAACCUCUGAGUGCAUUUAUUGGCAUGAACAGUGAGAUGCGAGAAUUGGCAGCGGUGGUGAGCCGGGACAUUUAUCUCCAUAAUCCCAACAUAAAGUGGAAUGACAUUAUUGGACUGGAUGCAGCCAAGCAGUUAGUCAAAGAAGCUGUUGUGUACCCAAUAAGGUACCCACAGCUAUUUACAGGAAUUCUCUCCCCCUGGAAAGGACUGCUGCUUUACGGCCCUCCAGGUACAGGGAAGACUUUACUGGCCAAAGCUGUGGCCACUGAAUGUAAAACGACCUUCUUUAACAUUUCUGCAUCCACCAUUGUCAGCAAGUGGAGAGGAGAUUCAGAAAAACUUGUUCGGGUGCUAUUUGAACUUGCCCGCUAUCAUGCCCCCUCCACGAUCUUCCUGGAUGAACUGGAAUCUGUGAUGAGUCAGAGAGGCAUGGCUCCCGGGGGAGAACACGAGGGAAGUCUGCGGAUGAAGACUGAGUUGCUGGUGCAGAUGGACGGCUUAGCGCGCUCAGAGGAUCUUGUGUUUGUCUUGGCGGCCUCUAACCUACCGUGGGAGCUGGACUGUGCCAUGUUACGGCGCCUGGAGAAGAGGAUUCUGGUUGAUCUCCCCAGCCAAGAGGCUAGGCAGGCCAUGAUCCACCACUGGCUGCCCCCUCUGAGCAACAACCAUGCCCUGGAGCUACACACAGACCUGGAGUACAGCGUGCUGAGCCAGGAGACAGAGGGCUACUCAGGCUCCGACAUUAAGCUAGUCUGCAGGGAGGCAGCCAUGCGGCCUGUGAGAAAGAUCUUCAGUGUGCUUGAAAACUACCAGUCAGACAGCAGCAGUCUGAAUGGGAUCAUGCUGGAUACCGUGACUACAAAGGACUUUCUGGAUGUGUUAGCUCACACUAAGCCUUCAGCAAAAAAUCUGACUGAGAGGUACUUGGCCUGGCAAGAGAAGUUUGAGUCUGUGUAAAGUUGCACCCAGCCUGACCUGGCCAGAGGCAGCCAAGAGCCUCCCUGGUGUGACUGGAAUGGAAAGAAGGACAUUAUCCUUGAACACUGGACUAAUUUAUACAACUGUGUUAUUUUGAAAACAUGAGAUCUUGUGCCAUGGAUGUCAGCAAAGUGAAGAUUUCAGUUAUAAGUGUGUGCUAUUGGGUCAGGCAAUGGAGUUUUUUUUUUCUCAGAAUUUGACUAAAAAUUUUAAGAAGUUUCCUGUGGUUUUCCUUAUUUGUGAACUGAGAGCUUAGUAUUUUCUUAAUCUCUAUUAUAUUUUGAGCUUUUUAAAGAAUCUUUUUUAAAAUUUAUUUACUUUACAUCCUGAUUGUAGCCCCUCCCUCCAUCUUCCCCCAUCCCUGUCCCCUAUCCCUAGUCCUUACAAAGGGGGAGCCCUUCUUCCUUACCAGCUGACCCUAGACUAUCAAGUCUCUUCAGGACUGCCUACACCCUCUUCCGUGGGCUAGCAAGGCCUCCUCACCAGGGGAAGUGAUCAAAGAGCAGGCAACAGAGUUCAUGUCAGAGACAGCUCCUGGUCCCCUUACUAGGUGACCCACAUGAAGACUAAGCUGCCUAUCUAAUAUAUUUAAGCUUCUAUUCUUAAUUUCCUUCUUGUAACACAUUCUCAAGCCUGUCAGACACCAUCGGUCAGUGCCCCCCUUCCCUUACUUUUUCCCUCACUCCCUCUCUCCCUCCCUUCCUUUCUUCCAGGACAGGCUUUCAUUGUAUAAUGCCUGCUGGCCUGGAACUCACUUUGUAGAUCAGGCUGACCUUGUCUUCACAGUGAUCCACCUGCCUCUGCCUCCCAAGUGCUGGGAUUAAAGGCGUUUCUAAAGGGCUGAACACUUCAUGUAACUCUCCGUUCUCUUCCUUCCCUCUGCCCCAGGGGACGGGGACCACCACCCUCUCCUUUCAGUCCUUCUUACCCUAGCUGACCAUGAGCACUGUCAUCAAGGCCUUAAGUUCUGCUUUCCCAGAGAAUAAAGGAAAACCUCUGUUCUGUCUUGGUUACUUAGGGCUUCUGGAUUCCAACUAGUUUGCUA
Molecule: messenger RNA, 2735 nt
Organism: Meriones unguiculatus (Mongolian gerbil)
Lineage: Eukaryota; Metazoa; Chordata; Mammalia; Rodentia; Muridae
Gene: Katnal2
Product: katanin catalytic subunit A1 like 2
Exons: 16
Coding region: 56-1669 (537 amino acids)
Molecular function (GO): ATP hydrolysis activity; protein binding; ATP binding
Source: RefSeq, a predicted model, not a curated record